This is a messenger RNA of Penicillium argentinense, 783 nucleotides long. RefSeq names its product heme peroxidase. Gene Ontology annotation, molecular function: heme binding; peroxidase activity. Lineage: Eukaryota; Fungi; Ascomycota; Eurotiomycetes; Eurotiales; Aspergillaceae. The transcript is spliced from 5 exons. The record is from RefSeq and is a predicted model, not a curated record. Gene Ontology annotation, biological process: response to reactive oxygen species; cellular response to oxidative stress; hydrogen peroxide catabolic process. The coding region runs from base 1 to 783 and encodes 260 amino acids.
AUGAGCGCCCAGGCAACCUGGGAGGCGCCAAUUGCCAGGCUGACUUAUGUUGUGUUUGGGAUUUCAUACAACAAGAACUGGUCGAGCUAUUCCGAAAUGAAAACGGCACAUGCAAUGGACUUGCUCGAGCCUCAUUCCGAUGAGAUCCAGCGACCCGAGAACGAUGGCCUUCAAGGUGUUCGAACUAAGGCUCUGCAGCUGCUAAGUAAAUAUUCAGGAUAUGGCAUUGGGGCUGCCGAUCUGGUGCAGUUCAUGCAUAACGUCGCCACAGUGACCUGUCCUUUGGGUCCCAAGUUGUUGACUUUGAUUGGACGCCAUGAUCGUGAUGAAGCAAACCUUCCUGGCCUCAUACCAAGUAACAACGCGUCGGAUCCAGCUUUCCUGAUUGAAUUAUUUCAGAACAAAACCAUUACACCCCAAGGCCUUGCCGCACUUCUCGGAGCGCAUACAGUUGCUCAGCAGUUCUAUAUUGAUCCUUCUCGUGCGGGUCAGCCGCUUGAUUCAACACCAGGAGUAUGGGAUACGAAUUUUUACCGUGAGAUGGCAUUGACUGAUCCGCCCCGCGGCGUUUUCCGACUUCAAAGCGACGCAGCGAUUUCUCAGGCUAACGGCAUCUCCUCACGUUUUCAAGCAUUCACAGAUGAGACUUUUGGCCAAACAGUCUGGAAUGCACAGUAUUCUGCGGCAUAUGUGCGUCUCAGCCUUCUUGGUGUCAACAACAUCAACCAGCUGACCGACUGCACCAAAGUGCUUCCCGAUGCCAUAACGUCGUUUUCGGCAUAG